ACUGAAACUGUCAGUUGUACGAAAUCCCGAAAGUACCCCUUCAACACCUUCUUUCUCUGCAAAACACACUGCCACAAGUUACAGUAGAAUUUCUGAGAGACUAUUAUUUGACAUGUCUCUGCUCUAUUGAAUGUGAUGGCGUGUUUUAUCACCAUCUAACCCCUCUACAUUAAUUACAUUUACUACUUUGCCACUUCACUUCAUCUCCUUAUCCCAAGAACGACAAAUACAAAUACAAAUAGCGCUCUCUCUCUGUUGUUUCAUUUCAAAAUCUCGUGAACUUCGAAAGCCCAUUUUGUUUUGCUUCUUCUUCAAUCCACAGGUUUCCUGUGUCUUCAUGUGUGAAAACCACAGCAUUGUUUUCUGGGCCAUUUGAAAAUCUUCAGCAUUAUAAGAGCUCUGAUAAUUUUUGAGUAAUGGAUGGGAGACGGCAUUCGGUUGAUGUUCCCAUAUCGAAAACGCUGGUUGCACUUAGAAGAGUGAAGUCACUCAGGGAUCCAACCACGAAUUCGAUAAGCAAGUUCUCCACAAUGGUUGAUAAGUUGAAUUGGGAAACAAAUUCAAAUAAUGCUAUUACUUUAGGAUUUGAAAAUAGACAAGAAGUAGGCUACAAUGAACCAAAUGGCUUCUCUUUGUAUGCCAACCUGGAGGACUAUGUAGGUGAUCAGGAACUUAACUGCAAUAUGGGGAACUGCAAACCACAGUUGGUUUCGCCUCGAAUGGAGCCUUGGAACGGUAAUGUCGAAAUGUCUAACCUAGGCAAACCAAAUGAGAUAGAAAGAGGAAAUAAAUCAUCAAGUAAAAGAUUAGGUCAUCCUUACAGGGAUCAAGGAAUGGCAAUGACUUGUACAACACCUUUUGAUGCCUUGGAGGAGGGCACAGGUUCCAGUAAAGAAUCAAUUGGAGCAGUGCAGGCGAAAGAUGUAGUUUAUUAUUCAACAAAAAAGAAUUGCAAACAUAAAAAACAUACUAGAUCAUCUAGAACAGCAGCUGGUGAUAUCUUGAGUCGUGUAGGUAGUCCCUACUUUUCAUUAAGCGAUGCUCCAAUCGAAAGCUCAAACCAUGCGAUUUCACUAUAUGGAAAUGAAGAUGUUGACAAUGUCGAUUCUGAUCACGGUGGAUGUGGAAUUAGCUCUUGCUGGUUAGGCACCCCUAAAUUUAGGGGAUCAAGUCCUCUUGAAGAGAGACCACUUCUGUCUGCAGGAAUAGGUGACACACUCUUAGCUCUACAAAGAAGAAGCUGGACGAGAGAUAACAAUGGAGUUGCUUCACACUCAGAAAGUCCUAGAAAUCUCAGUCAAAAGUUCAGGCCAAAAUCAUUCACUGAAAUGGUUGGACAGAACGUGGUAUCAAGGUCUCUGUUGAAUGCAAUCUCGAGUGGGCGGAUAAAUCCAUUCUACCUGUUUCAUGGUCCUCGUGGUACGGGAAAAACAUGCGCGUCAAGAAUAUUUGCAGCCGCAUUAAAUUGUCUUUCUCCUGAUGCUGAGAAACCAUGUGGCCUCUGUAGAGAUUGCGUUCUCUAUUUCUCAGGAAGAAGCAAGGAUGUUAGAGAAGUAGAUUCCUUGAAAAUCAAUAAAAUGGAGAGAGUUAGAUUAAUUAUCAAGAAUGCAGUGGCACCUCCUGUUUCAUCCAAAUUUAAGAUUUUUAUAAUUGAUGAGUGCCACUUAUUGCGAGAGGAAACAUGGACUAGCAUUUUAAAGCACCUGGAAGAACUAUCUCGGCAUGUGAUAUUCAUAAUGAUCACCCCUGACCUUGAUAAGCUGCCUCGUAGUGCAGUAUCACGGUCCCAGAAGUAUCAUUUUUCCAAAAUAAAAGAACUUGAUAUUUCGACUAGGUUACGUGAAAUUUGUGAAGAUGAAGGACUCGAUUUUAAUCAGGAUGCUUUGGAUUUCAUUGCUUGUAAAUCAAAUGGUUCACUUCGAGAUGGAGAGAUAAUGCUUGAACAGCUAAGUUUGCUUGGGAAAAGAAUAACAAUGCCUUUAGUCUAUGAGCUAAUUGGAGCUGUCUCUGAUGAUGAGUUGCUAGAGUUGCUGCAUCUGGCAUUGUCAUCUGACACUUCAAAUACAGUUAAAAGAGCCAGAGAGCUAAUGAGAUCUAGAAUAGAUCCCAUGCAAUUGGUAUCACAGCUGGCAAAUCUAAUAAUGGACAUUCUUGCUGGAAAAUGUCAAAGAAGUGCUUGUGAAGUCAAAGACAGGCUAUUCAGCGGACACAUUUCUGAAGCUGAGAAACAGCAACUUAGUCAUGCACUCAAAGUACUCUCUGAGACUGAAAAACAAUUGAGGGUGUCAAAAAAUCAAACAACAUGGCUGACUGCUGCUCUUCUACAGUUAAGCUCAGUGAGUUCUUCAGUAGAUGCCAAAGAUGGAAACUCAUGCUUGAGAACGGUAUACGAACAAGAUCCUGAUGGUAAUCUUUGUAGUACAUCAUCAACAAGUGAGAGUUUGAAGCACCUUACAAGUUGUGCAUGCGAAAGCAUCGAAUCUUGCAAAAGGGGAAUGCAGGAUGAUAAGGAAACUCUGGCGUCUAUAUGGUAUAGAGCUGUUGAAAUGUGCGAAUCCAAUUCACUUGCAAACUUUUUGAGAAGAGGGAAAUUGUCAUCAAUUUGUCUUAAGCAAGGUUUGGCAAUUGCUGAACUGGAGUUUUAUUGCCCCAAAGACAUAUCAAAGGCUGAGAAAUCGUGGAAACCCAUUGCAAAUGCACUUCAGCAAACACUAUGUUGCAAUGUGGAGAUCAGAAUCAAUCUUGUACCCGGCUGGUUCCCCAAAAAAUAUUCCAGAGUGAAAAGGCUUUCUUUUAGACUUUUUAAUUGUUCACGUGGUAAAUCACAUUCCACGAUGGAACGUAUAAGUGAAGCAUCGGAGAACUCUGAUUCUGCUUCUAAAAGAGUCAUAAUGGUGGAUAAAGUUGUUGAAACGUGUUCCUCUGAGUGUUUUUCUCAAAACUCUCAAAUAUGUUGUCAUGGUAGAGAAAUUAUGACCAUAAGAAGUAGUGAUGGAAAUGCGCUAAGCAUUGGAUCAGAUACACCUCAGAUAUUAUUGACAGAUGGUUCCCUACAAACACGUCAGUUAGAACCUGAUUGCUUGAAAGAAAGAAGUACUUGCAGAUGCCGGGAUUUAUUUACCAUAGAGUCAGAGGAAAAACCAAGUUGUUUUCCUAGAACAGUAGGAUUUCUAAAGAGAUCAAGUUCAUCGAAUGCUUCUCAUAUGACCUUUUCGAUUACUCAGCCACAAAGCAAUUUGGUUUUAUCCAUUCCCAGCAAGACACCGUGUCAAAGCCACAUUCCUUGCAGCAGUUUAAAUAAUCACUCUUCUGGGAAUCCAGCUCUUUCCAAGGAGUCAAAGUCGCGUUGUUGGAGAAAGGCUCUGUUACCCUUCAGGAAGGCUUUGCAGCUGAGACAUCAGCAUGAAAAUCCACCCCAAGAAUGGAUUCUACCUUAUUCUGCUGCAAACUAGCUAUUGGAAAUAUAACAUAAACAUUGAAAACAACUGAGGGUGCAAGAUACAGCUUUCACAGAUUUACAUGAUUUAAGUAAGCAUUUUUUGUUAUACUUAGCUUCUGACAGAAGUUCACCUAGAUGGUGCUUCACAAUAAGAGAAACUGUUGAAUUAACUUUUUGUACAUACAGCCUGAAGAUAUCUUGGUCUCCUCUAUUAUGUUUCUGGACGUAUAUGUAUCUCUACUUUAAGCUGUGGUUUUGUGGCCUAUAAGCUAAUGUUUGUUUUGGCUCAAUUCAAAAUUGUUAUCUUUGUUAUGUUGGGCCAAUUUUUGUGGACUGAAA
Messenger RNA from Lycium barbarum (goji berry), 3778 nucleotides. Its product is annotated as protein STICHEL-like 2. Gene Ontology annotation, molecular function: DNA binding; ATP hydrolysis activity; DNA-directed DNA polymerase activity. Gene Ontology annotation, cellular component: DNA polymerase III complex; nucleus; DNA replication factor C complex. Gene Ontology annotation, biological process: DNA repair; DNA-templated DNA replication. NCBI's taxonomy places the organism in Eukaryota, Viridiplantae, Streptophyta, Magnoliopsida, Solanales, Solanaceae. The transcript is spliced from 8 exons. The coding region runs from base 417 to 3452 and encodes 1011 amino acids. The record is from RefSeq and is a predicted model, not a curated record.